AUGAAUCCAUACUUACCGAUGGCUGACAAGGUUCAAGAAAAAGCGGAACGCAAACUUAUACAAGGAAGUAUUAAUUCUAAAUACGCAGAAUUGUCACAUAAGAACUUGCUUUCCUAUACUACGCAUUUGAAGUUGUCCUGGAUUUACAAAGAAAUGGGAGCUUCAGAUGAUGACUUUAAUAGACUACUUAUGAAAAUAAAGGCCGGCGAGAAAUGCAGGAAAAUAAGAAAAAGAAUGAUUUUAAACAAUAAAUUGAGACGUCUGGGAACUUUAAGGAAUACGCAACAACCUGCUAAACCGAUGAGCAUUGAAACACAUCCCAUCGAGAACUUAGUAGUUAAUAAAUCGUCUUACACGUUUAGCACGAAGGAAAUGGACCUUCUCAACAAAGGACUAAAAUAUGCAAUCACACCCAAGCGAACUCAUAAGGAAGACAUCAUAGCAGACGUGGAGACAGCCAUAAGAGGAGCGGAUCAUGGAGCCAAGGAGAACAUUAGGAAAGAAGUAUACAAAAUACUAAGAAGAAGCAACAACACCAACAGCAACCUAGAUAACAAAACCAAAAGUGAACAUGCAAUGGUGAAAAGUUUAAAUGAAAAACCAGUGUAUUACAUAAAAGCAGACAAGGGAAACACUAUCGUUAUUAUGAACAAGGACGAUUACGAUGAAAAAAUCUUAGAUAAACUUAAUAACGAAAAUUUUAGAAAAAUUAGGACCAACCCUUUAAAGGAAUCAGCAAUGAAGGUUAAGAAAGCUUUAAAGGAGUGUAAGUUUCUGGACUUCAACAUUAACGACUUGACGAUGCCGAAUCCAUCAGUUCCGAAACUGGUGUGUCUACCAAAGAUUCACAAGGAAGGUGAGCAGUUCAGGGAGAUCAUUUCCGCUAACGGCGCCCCAACAUACAAAAUUGCGAAGUGGCUCGUGAAAAGAUUUGGGGAAAUGGAUUUCCGUUCCUGUUCUAUCAAGAAUAGAGAGGAAUUUAUAGAAAAAACGAAAGGCUUAAAGAUUGGUCCUGAUGAAUUAAUGGUAUCGUUCGAUGUCAAAGCGCUCUUUCCCAGUGUUCCAGUUAACGAAGCUCUUGAAUAUUUGAAAGUAUGGUUAUCAACACAAGAAGGAGAAACAGAAACAGAAAAUUGGAACAACAAAGUAAAAGAAUACCACAAAUUAGCAAGACUUUGCAUGGAGGAGAAUUACUUCGAAUUCAGAAACGAGAUGUACAGAACAACAUCGGAAGUAUCGAUGGGCAAUCCACUUUCACCAUUUAUCGCAGAAUUAUUUAUGUCCAAAUUGGAAAAAAGAAUGGAGGAGGAUUCUCUAAUGCCUAGAGUAUGGAUGCGGUAUGUUGAUGACGUCUUCGCGAUAGUGGACAAGGAAGAACUGGAGAAUAUAAACAGAUGCAUCAACAAAUUACAUAGAAACAUCGAAUUUACAUUCGAAAUUGAGGAAAAUGGAGUGUUACCUUUUUUGGACAUAUUGGUGAAAAGAAUAUCUGAAAAAAUUGGAUUCAAGAUAUAUAGGAAGAAAACAACAACACAAAGAUGCAUUCCAAAGGACUCGUACCAUUCAACGAAACAUAAAAUGGCGGCGUUCAACUCUAUGAUCCAUAGAAUGCUAACCACACCGAUGGACAGACACGACUAUAGAUCAGAAGUAAACUUCAUAUUGGACACGGCUGUGAAGAACGGUUAUUCUACUGAACGUAUUAACAAACUCAUUAGGAAGAAAAAACGAAAAAUUGAGCAGGAGAAUAUGAGCACAUUGUUUAAACAGAACAGGAUAUUGGAAGAACAAAGAACAACAUGGGAAUCUUUAAGUUAUGAUCAUCACUGUACAAACUUGAUAAAUAAACAACUAAGGAAACACAAUAUUCGGACAUCGGAAACCAAUAGUAAAUAUCAACUUGGGAGUUUGUUAAAUUCGGCUAAGGAUAAAUUGAAGAUACAUGAAAGAUGCGAAAACAAUGUGAUGUGCCAUAUACAAGAUGUAGUUCGUUGGUCGAGACAGAAAGAACGUGGUAGGGGUAACUAUAUAAAAAGAAAUGAUAAAAAUAGGCUUGUCAAAAUUGUCUUUAACAACAUACCACAAGGUUAUUGUCCAUCUGGACAUCAUCCAAGAAGCUGGCGAGUGCGAAGGACAAUUCAAUCCCAGAAAGGUGCUAGAACAGGACGUAGUCCGAAAAAAGAAGAAGAGAAAUUGUAUGAUGAUUACGUGACCGAUUUUAAUAAUUAA
Molecule: messenger RNA, 2229 nt
Organism: Condylostylus longicornis
Lineage: Eukaryota; Metazoa; Arthropoda; Insecta; Diptera; Dolichopodidae
Exons: 3
Coding region: 1-2229 (742 amino acids)
Source: RefSeq, a predicted model, not a curated record